AUGACCAUCAAAAACUUCUCAAUUGAAUAUGAUGCCCUUAACAGCAAAAACACCUUUACAAAUGGAGAUACCAUUAAUGGAAGAAUCAUUGUGGAGGUUUCUAAAGAAACCAGAAUCCAAUCACUUAUUUUUAUGGCUAAGGGAAAAGCUCAUGUUUGCUGGCAUGAACAUUACGGGCAAAAUCAACAUCAUGUUUUCUGGGCUGAUGAGAAAUAUUAUGAUGUCAAACACCAUAUCUUGAGAGAAGCAAGAGGAGAUGGCACUGCAGUCAUUGGUAGAGGAAGACACGUAUUUCCUUUUUCCUUCAAGAUACCUGACAGAAAGAUCCCACCAUCGUUCAAAGCUUCCAUAGGCAAAAUCGUUCAUAAGUUGAAGGCAGAGCUUAAGCAAUCAAUGAAGAUGACAAAAAAGACCAAAGCCCACUUCACAUUUGUCUCAAAGGCAAACAUGGAUAUUCCCGGACUUAUGGAACCUCAGUAUGGCUGCAGCGAUAAAGCUGUCAAACUCUUUGGCUCUGGAACUGUUUCACUGGAUGUAAACACCGAUAGGAUGGGAUACAAGCAAGGUGAGGCUCUCCAAGUCACAGCUGAAAUCAGCAACCACUCAAGUCGUUUGGUGAAGCCCAAAUUCACACUGUAUGAGAAAAGGAGUUUCUUUGCCCAGGGUCGCAGGAGAGUUUGCACAAAUGAGAUCCUUAAGGACAAGAUUGAGGCUGUUGCAUCCUCUAGCAAAGAGACUGUGACCAAGGUGAUCUCCAUCCCUAGAGAACUACCUCCCUCCAUCUUGAACUGCUCCAUCAUCAAGCUAGAGUAUAGGCUGAAGAUCCAUCUGGAUAUCAAAUAUGCUUCAGACCCAGAGAUCAAACUCCCUAUAGUUGUCCUACCUGAGCUUCCUGCUGUAAAACAACCACCUACUCCUGCUUGGUUUGGAUUUGAAGCACUUGGGAACCCAAGCCAACUGACCAGGAGCACCACACCACAACAAGCAGCAUACCAAUCUGUGGAUCCCCCACCUCCCUAUGGAGGUUAUGCAAUGCCCCCCUCCAUUAAUCAAUCUGAUAAAAAUAACACACCAUUGUAA
This is a messenger RNA of Xiphias gladius (swordfish), 1080 nucleotides long. Its product is annotated as arrestin domain-containing protein 3-like. Gene Ontology annotation, cellular component: cytoplasm; plasma membrane. The record is from RefSeq and is a predicted model, not a curated record. Gene Ontology annotation, biological process: protein transport. Bases 1 to 1080 code for a protein of 359 amino acids. The transcript has 6 exons. Lineage: Eukaryota; Metazoa; Chordata; Actinopteri; Istiophoriformes; Xiphiidae.